This is a messenger RNA of Halichondria panicea, 7313 nucleotides long. RefSeq lists its product as uncharacterized. The record is from RefSeq and is a predicted model, not a curated record. NCBI's taxonomy places the organism in Eukaryota, Metazoa, Porifera, Demospongiae, Suberitida, Halichondriidae. The transcript is spliced from 14 exons. The coding region runs from base 155 to 2308 and encodes 717 amino acids.
CUUUGUGGUACAAAAUAGCCCCUAGGAAACCACUUGGGGAAUGCCUACACCUACAAGUAUUCACUGUUAACUUUUGGUGUUGCAGACUAGUAUAAUUAUAACAGAUCUAGACAUUAUAGCUGUAGCUAUAUAGAUCUACCUAGCUAUAGCCAAAAUGGCAAACUUCUUACUGUCGAUGUGGGAUAACGUCGUCUCCACAGUGACUGAAGGUGUUGACUUUGCUCUCCUUCCAAUGCCAUCGCCAAAGGAGCCCCCAUUUGACCUGGAACUCUCAUAUGAUGACCACAGUGCAGCAGGUGGGCCUCCACCCAUUCACCCAAUGGGUAGCGGUCCUAGAAUGGCAGUGGAUGGUUUUGAGAGUGCAUCCGAACACACGGAUACAUCUCCUGAUGAUGAGUGUGACUACGAUGAGUGUGACUUUAAUGAGUGUGGUAUUGAGUCCGAUACAACUACACAGGGAGCCCCACCUCCUCCCCCACCCCCUGGACCACCCCCUCCCCCUAUGGUUGCCCUUGUGGAUCCACAUGUUGAGGCUAAGCAGAAAAUAUCACGACUGGUGUUACGAUUGAAGGGUGUGAGUGAUUGCAAAGAGUUAAAGAAGAAGACUGGAGAAACGGAGAGUGUGUGCUUGGAUUAUGAUGAGAUGGAUGAUAAAGGACGAGAGUGGGCUGAUUUUAAUGCAAGAGGCCACAAACUAAAGGAUGGAAAAGAAUUCAUUUCACUUGCUAAUGAAAAGAGGAUGGAAAUUGAUGAAAAACUAGAGAAACUAGCAGACAAGACUACUAGUGAUGGUGUAAUGAUGUUGAAAGACCUGAUAAAAGUCGUAGAGGUCUUGGGCACAGCUGGUGACUGGUAUCAAGGCGGAGUGACCGACUUGAGGGAGUCUCGUCCACUCUACAAGGAGUUGGAAGGUGUGAUUGAAUCAAUGGUGGAGUUCAUUACGCUGAGGGGUGAAAUGAUCGAGUUACCACGCCAGCACUAUUGUGAGGGUGAUGAACAGAAAUUGCUUCAUAAAACAAAAACUGAGUUUGAAAAAAAGGACAAACGCUGGGGGAAAAUAAUUACAUCAGGAGCCCAAUCUUGGAGAGAGAACAGAUUUCCAGUGUGUGAGAGGCUAAUCACGAGUGCCCAUGACUACAUGUGUCAACUAGUGAUCACCUUUGUAAGCAAGAGUCUGGAGGGAGCUAGCAAAGGCAAAGUGGACAUCAAAAAGGAUAAUCCCAAAACAGGCACGGCAAAGAAAAGGCUAGAAGAAGCAAUUCAGCUUCUGCAAACAGCUGCCCCUUACUUUACCAUGACACAUCCCUCCAUCUGCACUUGCGAUGAAUGCUCAAAAGAGACGUCUGAAGAUGUCACUCCCACUCAAUGUCAACCUGAGGGCCUUUUGUUUGAAUUGCUGAAGCAGACAGUAAAAAUUGCUGAGGCAUACCUUGAGCUUGGAAUCGGACAGUUUGAGGGAUACAUUCACAAAUUGGGGAAACAGAAAAUUUUUGACCAUUUUCAAUCAAUUCUUGGUCUCCUGAAGAAAAUCGAGGAUCUAAUCUCUAGUCUCCCUAGAGAUGAGGUGGACAACUGCUGUCUGGAGAAAUCAAUGUCUCCCAUUGUCAUAACUGAUCUACCUGAGUCCGAUAGUUUGAAAAAAACAAUGGAGAAGUCAUGUAAGUCUCUAUGUAGUCAUGUGCAGAGAGAGGCUACUGCCUACAAGGCGAUUACUUCUGAGAAAGACUCUGACACUAAGCAGGAGAAGACAAAAGAGUUGGUUCACUGGAUGUCGUUUUACUGCAAGUACAGCUACCGUAUGUCAGUUGCCGGUAUCUCAUUUUCUGACUCCGUCAGCAAGACUGUGCAGAUUGCAUUCUCCUUCAUUGCAGACAAUCUCCAACAAUAUGACAAAUUUGUACGUGUCCUGGACAGAAAGAGAAUCAAAUCCCACUUUGAGCGUAUCAUGAAAGUCGUAAUGUCACUGGUGGCAAACAUCCCAAUCAACGGAAGUUCGAACGUUGACAAACUUCUGAAUAUGCUACCCAACAGCGAUGUCUUGGUGGCCGCGGUGAAGAGUUCAUGUGAUAAGCUUUUGAAGCAUUAUCAGGAACAUGCACAGAAUGAAGUGAACCUCUGUCAGAGCGAUGAACAUCAGCCAGAUGUAAUAGAAAAAAGGAAAAAGGAGGUGUUCAAGUGGUUGGCGUUUGGUGGAGACUAUUUGUAUGAGAUGCUCAAGGCUCUAGGACCUGACCACACUGAUCAUCUUCUGUUGGUGUUCACAGAGUUCGAAAAGGUGGUGCUACGAGUGGAGAAGAGUUUAAAAUGACAUCGAAAAAUCGAAUUUUUUUCAUUAUAAUAAUAUAGAAAAUACAAAUAGUAAAAAAGUGUACUUUAUAUAUUUAGAAAAUACAAAUAGUAUAAAAGUGUACUUUUCUUCUAUAAAAAUUGUAAGUCCAGUUAUAAAUAUAUAACGGAGCUUCUCACAGUAUAGUGGCGAACUAACGAAUGCCCAUAACUCUUCAUGUAGGCCUCUUUGCAAAGUCAAUUGUAAGGCAUUCACAACUCAAUCAGGCAAAUACUUGCAGACAUUGGCUCAAUGCUGGGAUGCAUACUGUUGAUUUUGCGGUUGGUCAGCAUACAAGCUUGCAUGGUUGUGUGUGUGUGUGCGAUAUACAUGUAUCUUACUGACUCGAAAAUACCCUACCCCCUUUGUGCAAAACUCUUGCUUCGAAAUCAAGGGGGGGGCUUAAAUUUAAAUGAUUACCGACAUGUUAUCUAACAGGAUAGUUUCAAGGCAGAGGAGGUCGGACAUCACUUGAACUUUCACUAAUUAUGACCUUUUAAUGACAUUCCAGGCCAAAUUGCUUUUCGUUUUUGCUGACUCAGCAGUAGCGGCUAAUGUACUUCUCUGCUAGUCUCUAUUUUAGCCGCCCUCUAAAAGUUGGGCGGCCUAAUCACGAGUCUAUGUUAUAGAGGGCGACUAAUUCACGAGACAAUACUUCUGCACGGUUUCUGUCGCUAAAUCUGUUGACAGCUAGUUGUGUUUGGUGUCUAUUAUAGUUACUGGACCUAACCCUAUCAGCACAUAAUAGCCAUACUAGCUAGAUCCAGUCAUGUUCUACUGCUGAGUCAGCAAAAACGAAAAGCAAUUUGGCCUGGAAUGUCAUUAAAAGGUCAUAAUUAGUGAAAGUUCAAGUGAUGUCCGACCUCCUCUGGUUUCAAGGUACUAAAUUUUUGCAGAUUGCUCCAAACUAAACGGUUUGUUUUCGAGGAUAGACGUAUAGUCUAGAUCUAGUAGUCUGUUCGGUUUGUGACAUCUGAGCCUGCUUACCUGGAUGCCAUAGUACUGCGUUUACAGCACGGAUAGCCUCUACACAAACAGGCAGAUUUCGAUGUAGCCUCGAUUCCAGGCCGCUCUCAAUUGAGAAAGACGGCCUGGUAUACACUGUCUGCGCAUGCGUCAGUUGCCCCAAGAUUCUUGGGGAUCGAGAUAUCUUAGUAAAUUAGUCAGUAUAUUGUAUAUUUUACAAUGAUGUCAUUGCACAAAUCACAGCAGAAUAACACAGCUACUUACAACAUUUACGACCUAGACUAGUGACUAGUUUUGUUGUGAUGGCUUCUACUUCUGUUUUGCUCUUGCUUAAGCUCUCUCCAGUGUUGAAAAGUCAGAUUUUGUCUUCUUUUGUACUGUGGUAGAGUGGUAGGCGUUUUCUGUCAGUACCGACCGGCUCUGGCAAAUCUACUUGCUUCCAGACACUUGUUUGAUGCCAUCUCAGUAAGAUCAGUGCUCCUCGUAUUAGUAAAACCAGUAGGUUUUACAUAGGAUUGGCAGUGGGUUUGCCUGUGUUUAGCAAUAUUUCAAUUAUUUUGACUCAUGUUCAAACUGUUCUAUCUCUGCAGGGAAAGGCCACAUCAAGAAACUGGCUGAACAGAUAGUUUAUUUAGCCUUUUCUCUCUUUGUAUCUCUCAUUUCAUAAUCCAUAAACAUUUUAAUGAAUGAAUAUUUUUAUUUUAAAAAUUGCACUAUUUCGACGUUUCACCGCUCUUUGUCUGACUGACUAAGUAAGUAAGUAAGUGAGUAAGUAAGUAAGUAAGUAAGUUUCUUGCCCAGCAUUUACUCCAAGUACAGCCAUCUCCAGGACAUUCUGCACAGGGUUUCCAAACGACUACAACCUGGAUUACAAAGCGCUUCUUCAGAUUUGCGAUUGCUUCCACGAGGCAGAUGACCUCUCAGUCUCUAUUUCUCUUACCUAGACAAUUCCGCCAUCUUUAAUGACUCAGCAAUUGCGUUGUGGCCAAUAAUAAUAGAUAGGCGUGGCUAAUAAACUGUGCGAGAGCCUGAGGUGUUCCUUUUCUUCACACUGUUCUGCUUCAGCUCUAGCUCCCUUUCUCUGACAGGCAUGCUAUAUGCACUGGCUAGAUAUCAUGCUCUUAAAAUGGCUGUCAUUUAAUACUGAUUCGCAAAUUCAACAUAAUUAUCAAGUAAUAAAUUAUUACUCAUUAUACUAUAAUUAUUAGUCCAGAGAUAUUCGAGAAGAUAUCUGAUUAGUCCUGUCUUCUCUUCUUGUACUGCCUCUUGACGUUCCACUUAUGCAUGUCAUGAUACGUAAACUGUACUGAAAAAGUAAGGGAAUCCGACUAGAAAAACAUUUGCAAUGUGAAAAAUUGCUAGGAUUGGCCAGGGGAACCACAAAAAAGCGUGGGAACAAGAAAUCAGACGAGAGCAUAACUCCAAUCCGUUACAACGUCAUGAACAUGUACAAUACAUAGUAUUAAUAGACUGUGUUCCAGAUCCACCUAUCAGCUUCCAUCCACCACAUCAUUCCAUGCAGUCACCAGUACGGUCCGUGCAUGUUACUACGCAUGGAUGGACUGUGUGUACCUGUGCUCAACACUGCAUGUAUUAGGAACAUCAAUUCAUCACAAAUCAUCAUGAUUAUGUGCCCCACAUUCUAAAAUGGAUGUAUAAUAAAUAUAUAUAGGGAUUGGUCAUCACUCCACCAGUAAAAAUUGCGUGGCAUAUUGGCUGGGAAAACAUGGGAAAACUACCAGUAUACAUGUGAUUGACGUUGUAACGGAUUGGAGUUAUGCUCUCGUCUGAUUUCUUGUUCCCACGCUUUUUUGUGGUUCCCCUGGCCAAUCCUAGCAAUUUUUCACAUUGCAAAUGUUUUUCUAGUCGGUGAGCCUAGAGUUGUGAUGGCGAUUUCUCUCUCUUGACACUAAAUAGUUUAAUCAACCACGUGGGUGAUCAUAGUACAAAAGGUUAAUUGAUAAAUUACAAAGAGUUUUACUAACAAAUUUACUAUUGAAUCCACCCACGCGCAAACAAUGCCCUCUGGUGAGAGGGAUCUAGGCUAAUUUCGAUGUUAAAGCUUUGUUGUCACUAUAAGCGACUUUUAUUAGAGGUAGAUUGACAUAAUCAUUUGCAGCUGAAAUGAUCCUUUACCGGUCUCUAUUAAAAGUAGAAUUGUAGUUUGUAUAACUUAACACUCCUUUGGUUUAUUUAUUCGAUUGCCUCACACGAGAUCAACUUUCAUGAGAUCAACUCCCACGAGAUCAAUUCUUACCAGAUCAACUUUGCAUGAGGUCAACUCUCAGUAGAUCAACUCUCAUAGAGUCCACUUUUCAUAGAGUCAACUCAACUCCUGAAAUCAACUGAGAUCAACUCCAAUUUUAAAAUUCAGAAAUUAACUAUUUUUAUAGGUGUUGUUGACCUUUCUUUUAUAGCUAAUUACUAUAGUACAUGUGCUAAAUAUUUUGUGCCAAAGGUUGACAGGUUUUGACAGGUUUUGACAGGUGAUAAAAGGGCCACUAGAACUAGCAUGCACUCAUUUGCAACAUGAUGGCUCAACUCGUCAAGACAAACCGAGGACGAAAGAACCUUCAAUUUGAGGGGUAUAUUUAUACAAAAAUAAGAGAUGGAACCGAUUUUCAAUUCUGGAGGUGCAAAAACCACAAGGCUGGUUGCCCAGCAAGAGCCACUUCAGAGGGUUUGAGUGUGGUUGUAAGGAAUGAACAUGAUCACCCACCCAAUCCAGCUGAGAUCACCACUCAAGUUGCCAUUGCGGGAAUGAGGAAGAGGGCCAGAGAUGAAAGUACCUCCAUAAAUGUGAUAUACGAUGAUCAACUGGACGUAAUUAGCCAAGAACAGAACUCUGCUGAUGUGCUGGCACAACUGCCUAGCCUUGAGUCUAUCAGGUCCUCUCUGUACCGAGCUAGACACGAAGACACUCCCAUCCUUCUGACCCUCAGAAGAGAUGUCAGCCUCUCUACCAGAUUCUCAAACACUCGAAGUGGGGAAGACUUCCUCCUGGUUGACGAUGGAGAUGAUGACAAGAUCAUGAUCUUUGCCACUGAAGAGAACCUCAGACUCCUGUCUGAUGCAGAGGCCUUUUACAUUGAUGGCACAUUCUCAACAUGCCCUUCACUGUUCUACCAGGUGUUUACAAUCCAUAUUCUGCUCUAUGGCCAUACAUUUCCAAUGGUAUAUUGCCUUUUGCCUAACAAACAGAGACAGACAUAUAACAGAGUGUUCAUGCCACUCAAAGAUGCUGCUCUAGUUAAAGUUCCCGGUAUCAGUUUUGAUGUUGAAGUAGUUGUGAGUGAUUUUGAGCUGGCCAUGGUUCAGGCUUCUACAAUGAGCUUUCCGAACUCAUAUCAUCGUGGCUGUUAUUAUCACUUCAUGCAAGCGAUUUGGAGAAAGGUUCAAGCCCUGGGGCUAGCCACAGAAUACCGUCGCCCCAAUGGGGAGUUGAAGGAAUUCGUACAAUUGAUGGCAUCUGUGGCAUUUUGUCCACUGACAUUUGUUAGAACAGCCUGGCUUUCCAUCCAACAGGAUACUCCGAACAUCCCAAGAGUUGACGAGCUAGUGGAUUAUUUCACUACCACCUGGAUCAAUGGAAACUUUCCACCAAUUCACUGGAACUACUUUAAUCAACAUCAGCCUAGAACCAAUAACCAUGUUGAGGGAUGGCAUUCUGGAAUGAAAAAGUUAUAGGCAACCCUCACCCAAACAUCUUCAAAUGGAUUGAACACAUGCAGAGAGAGGAGGCAGUGACCAAAGCAAAGAUUCAGAGCUACAUGUUUGGAGCUACUGCUCGGCCACAGAGACGCCGAAUGAAAGAGAAGGAAAAGAGGAUUCAGACACUGUUUGACCGAUUUAACACAGGAGGCAUGACUCUUAAUGUAUAUUUAUCAGCCAUCAAGCAUCUUACUGGACUCUAAUCUAAUUUUUUUUUAUUCACUUUUGUAAUUCUAAUUUCACUUUCAAAUUGUAAUCGAGUUGAUCCCAUGAAGUUGAUCAUAUGAAAAGUUGAUUCUAUGAGAGUUGA